Messenger RNA from Tupaia belangeri chinensis (Chinese tree shrew), 6329 nucleotides. RefSeq names its product Rho guanine nucleotide exchange factor 28 (gene ARHGEF28). The record is from RefSeq and is a predicted model, not a curated record. NCBI's taxonomy places the organism in Eukaryota, Metazoa, Chordata, Mammalia, Scandentia, Tupaiidae. Gene Ontology annotation, molecular function: guanyl-nucleotide exchange factor activity. Gene Ontology annotation, biological process: cell morphogenesis; regulation of Rho protein signal transduction.
UGCGGAGCCAUGGAGUUGAGCUGCAGUGAAGUACCUCUUUACGGGCAGAUGACAGUCUUUGCAAAGUUUGGCAAAAAUGUUUAUCUUCCUGAAGAUGCCGAGUUUUACUUUAUUUAUGAUGGCUCUCACCAGAGACACAUCAUGUUUGCAGAGCGCAUUGAGGAUAACGUUCUCCGGUCCAGCAUUCCAGGCCAUGGGUGUCAGGAGACGGUGAUGGUGUCCGUGUGCCUCUGCUCAGAAGGCUACUCCCCAGUGACCAUGGGCUCCUGCUCGGUGACCUACGUGGACGACAUGGCUUGCCGGCUGGCCCGCUUGCUGGUUACCCAGGUGGAUCGCCUCACAGCCUCUAGCCACCAGACCCUGUUGACCCCGUUCGCCCUCACAGUGGGAGUGCUGCCUGCUUUGGAUGAGGAGCUCGUGCUGGCUCUGACGCAUCUGGAGUUGCCUCAGGGCUGGACCGUCUUGGGAAAUUCCUCACUGGCAGUAUCUCUACACAGAGAGUCUCUUCUACACUUGGCCGCAAGAUGGGGCCUGGAUAAGCUUUUCCAGUUCCUCUUGUGUCUCCCUGGGGGAGUCCAGGCCUUGGCUUUACCUAACGAAGAGGGUGCCACACCGUUAGACUUAGCUUUACAUGGAGGACACUCCAAGCUGGUGGAAGACAUCACCAAUUUUCAGGGCAGACGUCCCCCAGUGCCCUUCUCCCGAGUGCAGCUGAAUGAAGAUGCCUCCCUGCAUUACGGUCAUGCAUCAGCAACUCUGACCCUGACCCUGAACCACACAGCGGAGCAUCUGUUGGAGGCAGACAUUAAACUCUUCCGGAAAUACUUCUGGGAUAGAUCCUUUCUUACCAAGGCUCUUGAGCAAGAAGCCAGACCAGAGGAAAAACUAACUAUGCCUGCCAGUCCUGCGGAAACAGAAGAAGAGAUUAAGAAUUUGGUGUCCCACAGAACAUCAUGUGAAAAGGAAGAUGUAAAGAGUGUCAAAAGCUUGGAGGUCCAACCGAAAGAACCUGAAGACCAGGAGGACAGCCUAGAUUCAGAUCACUCCUUUGACAUCUUUAAAAAAUCCAAGCAAUCCCCAACAUUCCUGGCUGCGGGCCGGCUUUCUGACAUGCUGAAUGGAGGCGACGAAGUCUAUGCUAACUGUAUGGUGAUAGAUCAGGUUGGUGAUCUGGAUAUCAACUAUAUUAACAUAGAAGGAAUUAGUGCCAACACCAGCCCUGAAUCCACAGGUUCAACUCUGGGGCCUCAGAAAUACAGACACAUCCUUCCCACUGAAGCCAACCCUCGAAUGUUCCCACUAAGUGAGAGCAACAAAAUGACAGCAAAUUCUGGAGCCCAGCAGUCCUUCGUGUCACCGUCUAAUUCACAUGCUUCCAACUUGAAUCUUUCUUUUAGUCUUCAUGGAUUUGAAAAGGAACAAAAUCAUCUGAAGAAAAGAAGCUCCAGCCUCGAUGCCCUGGACGCCGACAGUGAAGGGGAAGGGCAUUCUGAGCAGUCCCACAUGUGUUACACUCCAGCGUCCCAGAGUUCCUCAAGAACGAGGAUUCCCAGUGGGGAUGAAUUGGACUCUUUUGAGACUAACACUGAACCGGAUUUUAAUAUCUCCAGGACUGAAUCACUUUCUCUAUCAAGUAAUCUGCAAUCGAAGGAAUCAUUGCUUUCUGGAAUCCGCUCACGUUCUUAUUCCUGCUCAUCACCCAAAAUUUCUUUAGGAAAAACUCGGUUGAUGCGUGAUUUUACAGUGUGCAAUUCAGCUGAAGAACAAAGAGCUUACAGCUUACCGGAGCCACCAAGAGAAAAAAGAAUUCAAGAAGAAGAAUGGGAUAAAUACAUCAUACCUGUCAAAUCAGAGUCUGAAAAAUAUAAAGUGAGCCGAACUUUCAGCUUCCUCAUGAACAGGAUGACCAGCCCUCGGAAUAAAUCCAAGAUGAAAAGCAAGGAUGCCAAAGACAAAGAGAAACUGAGUCGACAUCAGUUUGUCCCAGGAACAUUCUCUGGGGUUCUACAGUGUUCGGGUUGUGAUAAAACACUCCUGGGGAAAGAGACUGUAACACGAAUGUACAUAAGGGUUGUAAAGAUGCUGUGUCUCCAUGUACUAAGAAAUUCCAGGAGAAAUAUAACAAGAACAAACCACAGACCAUCCUUGGAAAUUCUUCAUUUAGAGACAUCCCACAGCCUGGUCUCUCCUUGCACCCUUCUUCCUCCAUGCCCAUUGGAUUGCCAUCUGGAAAGAAAGACACAGCUGGGCAGGUCCAUCCGUUAUCCAGAAGUGUUCCCAGUACGACCUUGGAAAGCUUCAGGAGGUCUGCAACAUCCUUGGAAUCUGAGAGUGACAGCAACAGCUGGAGAAGCAGGUCUCAUUCUGAUGAGCUGUUACAGUCCAUGGGCUCUUCCCCCUCCACGGAGUCUUUCAUAAUGGAAGAUGUCGUGGAUUCUUCUCUGUGGAAUGACCUCAGCACUGAUGCCCAGGAAUUUGAAGCAGAAUCUUGGAGUCUUGUGGUGGAUCCUUCAUUUUGUAGUAGGCAGGAAAAAGAUGUCAUCAAAAGACAGGAUGUCAUAUUUGAGCUAAUGCAAACAGAAAUGCAUCACAUCCAGACCCUAUUCAUUAUGUCUGAGAUCUUCAGGAAAGGCAUGAAGGAAGAACUUCAGCUUGACCACAGCACGGUGGACAAAAUCUUCCCCUGUUUGGAUGAAUUGCUUGAAAUCCAUAGGCAUUUCUUCUAUAGUAUGAAGGAGCGAAGACAGGAAUCCUGCAUUGACAAUGACAAGAAUUUUGUGAUCAGCCGAAUUGGAGAUAUUCUGGUACAGCAGUUUUCAGAAGAAAAUGCAAGCAAAAUGAAAAAAAUAUAUGGUGAAUUCUGUAUCCAUCACAAAGAAGCCGUAAGCCUCUUUAAAGAACUCCAGCAGAAUAAAAAGUUUCAGAAUUUUAUUAAGCUCCGAAAUAGUAAUCUUUUGGCUCGACGCCGAGGAAUUCCAGAAUGCAUUCUGCUCGUCACGCAGCGCAUCACGAAAUACCCUGUCUUGGUGGAAAGGAUAUUGCAGUACACUAAGGAAAACACUGAAGAACAUGAAGACUUAUGCAAGGCUCUUUGCUUAAUUAAAGACAUGAUUGCAGCAGUGGAUUUAAAAGUCAAUGAAUAUGAGAAAAACCAAAAAUGGCUAGAGAUUCUAAAUAAGAUUGAAAACAAAACAUACACAAAGCUCAAGAAUGGCCAUGUGUUUCGGAAGCAGGCACUGAUAAGUAAAGAAAGGACCCUCUUAUACGAUGGUCUUGUUUACUGGAAAACUGCUACUGGCCGUUUCAAAGAUGUCCUAGCUUUACUUCUAAGUGAUGUGCUGCUCUUUUUACAAGAAAAAGACCAGAAAUACAUCUUUGCAGCUGUCGAUCAGAAGCCAUCCGUGAUUUCCCUUCAAAAGCUUAUUGCCAGAGAAGUUGCUAAUGAGGAGAGAGGCAUGUUUCUGAUCAGUGCUUCCUCUGCCGGUCCCGAGAUGUAUGAGAUUCACACCAAUUCCAAGGAGGAACGAAAUAACUGGAUGAGGCGGAUCCAGCAGGCUGUAGAAAGUUGCCCAGAAGAAGAAGGGGGAAGGACAAGUGAAUCUGAUGAAGAGAGACGGAAAGCUGAAGCCAGAGUGGCCAAAAUUCAACAAUGUCAAGAAAUACUUAGUAACCAAGACCAACAAAUUUGUACAUAUUUGGAGGAGAAGUUGCAUAUCUAUGCUGAACUUGGGGAACUGAGUGGAUUUGAAGAUGUCCGUCUGGAACCCCACCUUCUCAUUAAACCUGACCCAGGAGAGCCUCCCCAGGCAGCCUCUUUACUGGCAGCAGCACUGAAAGAAGCCGAGAGCCUACAAGUGGCAGUGAAGGCCUCACAGGUGGGAGAUGUAGGUCAAUCAUCUGAGGAUGGUUGUGGAGAACCUGUCUUGGUGGACACAGCCCGUUCUCAUGAUGCACCAGGAUCACCUACUGCUUCACUAGUCACAGAAGGGACAGAAGGAAGAGGCUGUUGGGAUGUGGAUCCCGGGAUCCAGGGUGUGGUAACCGACUUGGCGGUCUCUGAUGCAGGGGAUAAGGUGGAAUAUAGAAGUUUUCCAGGUUCUUCCCAGUCAGAGAUUAUACACGCUAUCCAGAAUUUAACCCGUCUCUUAUAUAGCCUUCAGGCUGCUUUAACCAUUCAGGACAGCCACAUCGAGAUCCACAAACUUGUUCUCCAGCAGCAAGGGAGCCUGUCCCCCGGCCAUUCUUUUCGAGGUAGCUCCUUUCCGGACCAGGAGAAGUCCCGCAGCCUGGAGAAGCAGCGCGAGGAGCUGGCCGACAUCCACAAGCUCCAGCAGCAGUUCCAGCAGGAGCAGCGGCGCUGGCACCGCAGGUGUGACCAGCAGCAGCGGGAGCAGGAGGCACAGGAGAGCUGGCUGCAGGAGAGGGAGAGAGCCUGCCAGUCACAGGAGCAGCUGCUGCUGAGAAGCCGGGGAGAGCUGGCCAUUCAGCUCCAGGAGUACCAGCAAAACCUGGAGCGGCUGAGGGAGGGCCAACGGAUGGUGGAGAUGGAGAGGGAGAGGAUGCGGGCCAAGCAGAGCUUGCUGUGCCACUGGAGACACAGUCGGCAGAGGAGCCUCCCUGCAGCUUUUCCUCCAGGAAGCAAGGAGGUGAUAGAACUUAAUCGAUCCGAGAGUUUAUGUCAUGAAAAUUCCUUCUUCAUCAAUGAAGCAUUAGUACAGAUGUCACUUAACACUUUCAACAAACCAAAUGCAGCAGGUAUCCUUCAGGAUGCUACUUACCCCUCAAAUAUAUCGAAUUCGGAUGUGGUAAGGACUAGUGAAAAUCAAGUAGACCUCAAGAGAGAUGUUUCUCAGCCCUUGGAUGUCAACCAUGAACUGUGGACAGUCACUGAGCCCUGUCAUCAGAUAUUUCCUCUCCAUGAAAGCAGCAAGGAUUCUUGUAAAAAUGAUUUGGAUGCUUCCCAGACUGCGUCUCCAACUUCCUGCAACUCAGAUCUACAGACAGUGACCACACAUGAUGGCGAAACUGGAGAUGGAGCUGAAGAAAAUAUUGUUUACCUCUAACCGUGUUGUUGUUAUUUUUCUAAGCGAAAUGAAACACUGGCACUUUGGGGAGACACUCUUCCCCCCCAUUCCUUGUCUGUUGUGUGAUUUUCUAUGUCCAAAUUGCUUUAAGAAUAAUAUUUAAUAUUUCAUGCAAGUUCAUUUUGAGGAGGAUGUGUCUAAUUAAAUUAUUGAAAGCAUAAUUUUUCUGUUUGUAUAAUCUUUAUUACACCUAAUUUCAGAUUUCUGGAGAAGAAACUAACUUGAAUAAGCAGAAGUAUUUUAAAAGUUGUUUUGACUCUGGAGUAAAAUUCCCGUAUUGCAUUCUUUACUGGAUCAUCUGGAUUUUGAGAUGCCUUGUAAGAUCUAGAUGAAGCAACUUGGAUUUAAGGACUGAUAUUCAUAGGAGUGAACUUUCACUGUCAUAGCAGUCACUUUCUGAGAGUGGCCUUCGGGCCCAAGAAGGCAGGAGAUGGAAAGGCCUUUUACGGGCUAGUUUUUAUGUGCUUCUCUUUGGGACAGCAAAGUUGCCGUUUAACCAGCAUGUGCUCCCUGUGUCCCUGUUGUGCCUGAGCAGACACUGUCAGGGCCACAGUCCUGGCAUGCUUAGGACCUGAGCUGCGUUUGGCUGACACAUUUACCUGGUCAUAAAGCUGGUGAGAUUCAAGCCACAGUUCAGCACAAUCUUUCAACACAGCCUAGAGGCCCAGCACUCCCAGCAAAUCAGUUUUUGAUAUAAACAAUGGAGCUCCAUUAGAGCCGGCCUGCUAUGAGGGGCCGUCCUGACUGGCAGCUGCAGCACUAGCAAUUACCACUCACUGGAGGACCUCUUCCCUGCAUUCUUCAAGGACAAACGUCUGGCUCUCAUGAAGCUUGCUGCCUGGAUACGCUUUUCCACAAAGGAAAGCUGGCAUAUCCUGCCUUCGGAGUAAUAUGGGUCUCUGGGUGAGAAAAGAAACCAGGAAAUGUUUUCAUUUUAUUCUUGAGAAAUAUUUGUGUAUGUUUCGUUCAGUGUCAAUAAAUAUCCUUUACCUCAUUAUUUUACUUUGUAAUUUAGAUAUGAAGUGUAGGGCCAGAGUAAAGCUCUCAUUUUGUGCACACAUACCAUCUGCCCUUAUGAAAAGUGAAAAGAAAGGAGGAUUAUUAAAUGCAUUCUGAAUUUCAGCUCUUGCCAGAGACAGAAGUGAUAGGAGGGGAAAAAUUUUCACUCAAAUCCCAUUGUGGUGUUUUUCCUACUUAAAGUUGUAAGUUGUUAUCUACAUUGUUUUUUCAUCCUGACAAGUAAAA